Cucurbitaria berberidis CBS 394.84 is the source of this 867-nucleotide messenger RNA. RefSeq lists its product as uncharacterized. Bases 172 to 705 code for a protein of 177 amino acids. The transcript is spliced from 3 exons. The record is from RefSeq and is a predicted model, not a curated record. Lineage: Eukaryota; Fungi; Ascomycota; Dothideomycetes; Pleosporales; Cucurbitariaceae.
CCCCAAGUCAAGAUAUCGAGCGCCCCCGUUACACUUCGUUAGGUCAUCGUUCUGUGAUUUUGGGAGAAUACAUCCACCGCUCGAUUUCACUCCAAAUCAUCUUCAAAGUCAUAUCUUCGUUGCUAUUCAAUAUCUAAACAAAGAAUCGUAUUCCAUCAGAAUAUCUUCAAGAUGCCAGCUUCAGUAGCAUCAGCACCAGUCAAACGGACGGCCAACAGAACGACAGCUUCGAGGACGAAGAAGCCCACGCAAAGUGUGGCUAAGAAACCUCAAACCAACGGCGCCGUAAAUGGUGCGUCUCAACCGCAAAUGUCGCCUUACACGAUUAUGGCGUCGAGGAUCGCAAAUCGUGUAGCCGAAAUGGCAGAGAACAUGACGUUUGUCGAGCGUGAGAAGCCACAGGAGCAAUCUCAACAACCCGCGGCGCCCUCCAAGCCUGCGCAAAAGAAACCCCCUCGCAAACUUGAAAUGCGCAUUCCCAACUCCGGCGCAUCGCCUACCAACAUCACCUUCAGCGCUCCCUUCCUGGACAAUACGCUCUCGAAGCUCUUGACGCUGCAAAACCGGAUGCUCAAAGUGAGCAACGAUAUUGCGGCGAGCGAGGAUGUUGAUGAACAGACGAAGCAGGAGCAGUUUGCGCAGAGUGCUGAGCUGUCAAGGAUCAUUGCGUUGAUUUGUGCGGAGAAGGCCAGACAGGGUGCUUAGAUUACAUUUGUGGAUAUGUAGGAUCGUUAUGAGAGCUUCGACGGAGUCUUGGGUGUCUCUUAUGUUUUCAAUAGUGAGUUUGGGAUCUGCCGUGUUACGAAAAUGCUUCUUUCGGUAGUGUACGAUUUCGAUAGGAUAUUUGGAGGAGAAUCAAAGCUGGUU